Chlamydomonas reinhardtii is the source of this 1553-nucleotide messenger RNA. RefSeq lists its product as uncharacterized. The transcript is spliced from 5 exons. Bases 109 to 504 code for a protein of 131 amino acids. NCBI's taxonomy places the organism in Eukaryota, Viridiplantae, Chlorophyta, Chlorophyceae, Chlamydomonadales, Chlamydomonadaceae. The record is from RefSeq and is a predicted model, not a curated record.
GGCAAUUGAGCACUUCACGCGCGAGUGUUGACCCGAAGUUAGGCGAGGUCUGGGGAUUCACAGCAAUUCUUCUGCACAGUAGUACACAAUAUAGCUUGAAUACAUAGCAUGGGUGGAGGAGCGUCAAAAGCGAGGGAGCUGGAGAUACGGCAGAAGCUGGAGGAGGCUGAGAAGCGAGCUGCUGAGCUGCGCACGCAAGCGGAGGAGAUGCAGUCUCAGCUGCGGUCACACCAAAUAACAAUCGAUGAAACGCGUCGGGAGCUGCUGUCGGAAGAGCUGGGGGAUGCCAUGGACCCUGCACCCCCUGAGGAGGCGGCGGCCGCGGCCCCGGCCGCGGAGGCCCCAGCCGAGUCCGCCCCGGCUACGGUGGCAGAUGCCGACGGCGAAGGUCAAGAGGCGGGCAAGGCGGCAGAUGCCGACGGCGAAGGUCAAGAGGCGGGCAAGGCGGCAGAUGCUGAUGGCGAAGGUCAAGAGGCGGGCAAGGCGGCGCUCGAGGCGUCCUAGCACACAGGCCACAGGGGCGGGGCCGGCCGGCAGGGGGGGCGUGCAGCGGCUGAUGACGGGCCAUGGUGGACCCGGAGCGGGAGGUCAAGGCUGCCCCGCCCGCCCGCCCUGCUCGACCCGCGGCGGCGGCGGCGGCUGCCCGGCGGCGGCGGCGGCGGCCUGCGUGCGCUCGGUGCGCGUGGGGCCCUGUGUGGUGCUGCAUGUGUGGUGGUACAUGUGGAAUGCAGCAUGUGAAAUGCAGCAUGCGAGGGGCUGCAUGCGCGAGUGCAGGGUGUGGGGUUGGCGGAGCGGGGGCGGGGAUGGUUUGCGUCAGGAAUAAUUGACUCGUACCACUGUUGCUGUCGGUUUAAGUAGGACUGAGGAGGAGAACAUGCAUGCAUGUCGCAAAGCGGCUGGUGCCGGUGAGGUGUAGGUAGGGCAUGCGAGCAUGCAUGGCAGCAUGAGCAGCGGGGGUGGGCGGCUCUCUUAGUCCUGAAUGUGUGUAUGCUUCCCGUCGCAACAUGUGAAGGUUGGGGGGAACGGGUACGGGUAGUGUCCGUGGCUCUGAGGUGGGGCUGCAUGGCCGCCCGGCAAGGUGUGACCGUGGGUGUUUUGAGGCACGGGCCCCAGAGGCCGACGUGGCUUGAGUGAGCAACAUGAAGGUGAGACGACGGGAAAGCAUGCACGUAUUACAGCGGUAGCGUCAGCCAAUUUAGCAGGCGUCCACGUUACUGGGCCUGUAUGUCCUGGACGAAGCGACAUUACUCUUGAGACUUUGCGCUGCACCGCACCUUUCGCGUGGCCUCGCUCCCCUUCUGGGAAUAGCCAUGUCUGUAUGGAAGGAGGUAGGCUUGAGACUGCGGGGUACGGUGUUUAAGGCAUUGCUGCCGCAGUGCCGCUGCUGACCGCGGCCGCCGCAGCAGACACAGAAAUGGAUAUGCGCGCAUGUGUCACAAAUAUUUGCAUGCAGCACUACGGUACGCAGCAGCCUGCGUCAUUCGGUCCAGGCGUGGCCUUGGGCGGAGCACGCGGCGGUUGCGGCACUGUGUGAACUGUAAAGAUGCUGGCAU